Messenger RNA from Eimeria maxima, 799 nucleotides. RefSeq lists its product as hypothetical. The annotation marks the transcript as partial. The transcript has 3 exons. NCBI's taxonomy places the organism in Eukaryota, Apicomplexa, Conoidasida, Eucoccidiorida, Eimeriidae. The record is from RefSeq and is a predicted model, not a curated record.
GGCCUCUUACUUUCGCCUUCUGGCUGUGUCUUUCGCGGCGCUCUCCGUGCGCAUUAUUUCGCGUGCCCUCUCCAUUGCCCCAUCAUAUGCUUCUGCUAGUGGCAGCAAUGCCUGUACACCCGAGCUUCUGCAACAAAUCUCGGGGCUGCACAUGGAGCGAUGUGCGGCUACUCUUGAGGCCGCCGUCCAGCUCAUUGCAAGCACUGCUACGACCCCCGGCAGCAGCAGCACGAAUAGCACACCAGGUUUUUCAGUCGCACCUGGGGAGAAGCGUGGUGCUCGAACUGAGGAUCCGGAAGCGUUGGUGUCUGCACACUUGGAGCGCCAGCUCCUGUCGCUCAGCGGUGAAGCAGCAUCGAGUGCUGCAGCAGCUGCGUCUGCGUUGCAACAGCCUGCGUGUGCUCCGCCUGAAGUGAGACGGUGCCUGGCGCUGCUUCAUAUUAGCCUCAGCGGGGCCCCCUUAGGCAAAGAAGACUGGAAACAAGGACUGGCGCGGUUCCUUGAGGAUGCCAUUAAGACGGCGGGAAAUUGUCUCUUCGCUCUGAGCUGCAUCUCGUCGGGGACCCCUAUGGCGUACAGUGGGGGUUUGCCUCAGGCAAAUCGCAUUCUAGAAGUUUCCCUUAGUGAAUCUCCUUUGGGUGCCCCUACCCCGGCCUCUGUUGCGGCCUGGAGCAACCACAUGAGCACUGAAGGGAGGAAAGCUCUCGCAGCACGCACGGGGUGUGCAUCCGAAGUGCGCACGAAAGUAGAUAGAGAAUCUGAACGAUGCGUUACGAAGUCUCAUUUGAAGCACCCUUGA